Pseudophryne corroboree (corroboree frog) is the source of this 4811-nucleotide messenger RNA. It is a transcript of the gene SGCA, whose product is annotated as sarcoglycan alpha. Bases 62 to 1213 code for a protein of 383 amino acids. The transcript has 10 exons. Gene Ontology annotation, cellular component: sarcoglycan complex. NCBI's taxonomy places the organism in Eukaryota, Metazoa, Chordata, Amphibia, Anura, Myobatrachidae. The record is from RefSeq and is a predicted model, not a curated record.
CUCCCCUUCAGCUGCCAUUGUCACUCUUUCCCUGUCUAUCUCUUCAGCAGUCACAGGAGAUAUGGCACCAGAGAGAGUGGCUCUUCUGACAGUAUCUAUCUGGCUGUUUCUUGUGGGUUGUCUCUGUGAUCAGAAUGUCUAUCCGGCAGUAGGCGCUCUCUUUGUACAUGAGCUGAACACUGAGGAUUACCAACAACAGUUCCUUAAUAAAUCUGGUAAUGUCCGUACUCACCCAUUUUCCUUUUAUGCUAAUUUGGAAGGAUUCCCAGACCUGCCACAAUGGUUGCGUUAUACCCAGCGCUCUCCCUGGCACAGUGCUUAUCUGUAUGGAUCCCCGACCAAGCCGGGCAAAGAAGUUAUAGAAGUAACUGUAUAUAACAGGCGCACAUAUGAAAUUUUUCAAGAAAAGAUAAUUUUCUACAUUCGUUCUGCAGCUGAUGUGCCGCACCUGUAUCAGGCUGAAUUCAUGAUUCAGAAUAUGGAUGUGGAAGAGAUGCUUUUGCCAGAGGCCCAGCACAACUUUCAGAUCCCCCUACAGGAUGUUUGGAAUACAGAGAGACUUUCUGUCAUUAACAUAACAUCAGCGCUGGACAAGGGUGGGAGAGUACCACUUCCGCUGCCAGGACAUAAAGAGGGGGUGUUUAUAAAGGUGGGAUCGGUUGUCCCCUUUCCGGAGUGCUUUUAUAAGACCCAGAGUCCAACGAUCCGGCAGCAGUGUCAAGCAGGAUUGAAGCCAGAGUUAUGCAUGAUUCCAGCAGCACUUGACUUCAGCAUAGAUUGGUGCAAUGUAAGCUUGGUAGAUAAAUCAGAACCAUCUCCUACACCAUAUAGCUCUGGGGCUCUUGAAUGGGAAGUCGAGUUUAAUCCUCCUUCUGAUGACUUAGGUGAAACUCAUUACCUCUCGGAUUACUUGCUCACUCUGCUCCUUCCUAUUCUAAUUGCUGUGCUCCUGUGUGUUCUGCUGUCCUAUAUCAUGUGCUGCCGCAGAGAAGGGGUAGAGAAGAGAGAUGCAGAAACAUCAGUAAUCCAGUUAGUUCACCAGCAGUCAAUCUUUUCCAACACGGAAGAGCUUCGGAACAUGGCUUCAAGUAGAGACGUUCCACGACCUCUCUCCACGCUUCCUAUGUUCAAUGUCCGCACAGGACAGAGGACAUCUCCAAUGGAGCUGUCAGGAGAUAGUGCCCGUGUGCCUCUUAUCCUGUCCCAGCAGUAAAUGUACCGCACUUACCUCAUCACUGCUCAACAAGGGAAUGAAACACACGUACCCGGGAAGCAGAUGUCAGGAGGCUGUCUAUGGCACAGGAACACUUCCGGAACAGGAGCAGCUAAUAAUCCUAUUGUAGUGUGUGUGUUGUAACUGCAAUAUACAGUUAUCAGAGCGGCCCAAUAAAUUUAAUGACCUCUCAUGCACACUCAGAAUACACUCAUUAAACUAACCAAUCAUCCAUCUAAACUCUGUACAUAUGAUGCAGAGGUAAAAGAAAAUUGGGUGUACAGCACAUUGCUCAAAAGAUGCGUACACAGAAUAAUGCAUAUACUCACCAAUAUGUCAAGUCUUACACAUCUCAUAAAGCAACUACAACAAGCAUGCAUGUCUGGUGUGCUACAAGUCAUCAUUGUAAUCUGGGUGCACUUGCACAUGCCCUAUAGUAAGUGCCCUUGAGUCCAUGGGGGUCAUUCCGAGUUGUUCGCUCGCAAGUGAAUUUUAGCAGAUUUGCUCAUGCUAAGCCGCCGCCUACUGGGAGUGAAUCUUAGCAUCUUAAAAUUGCGAACGAUGUAUUCGCAAUAUUGCGAUUACACACCUCGUAGCAGUUUCUGAGUAGCUUCAGACUUACUCGGCAUCUGCGAUCAUUUCACUGCUUGUCGUUCCUGGUUUGACGUCACAAACACACCCAGCGUUCGCCCAGACACUCCCCCGUUUCUCCAGCCACUCCUGCGUUUUUUCCGGAAACGGUAGCGUUUUUUCCCACACGCCCAUAAAACGGCCUGUUUCCGCCCAGUAACACCCAUUUCCUGUCAAUCACAUUACGAUCGCCAGAACGAUGAAAAUGCCGUGAGUAAAAUUCCUAAGUGCAUAGCAAAUUUACUUGGCGCAGUCGCAGUGCGGACAUUGCGCAUGUGCAUUAAGCGGAAAAUCGCUGCGAUGCGAAGAUUUUUACCGAGCGAACAACUCGGAAUGACCCCCCAUGUCUGUAUAUUCCGCUUUGCCUACAUAAGAAUGCUCCUUUACAAUCCAGUUCCCCCUCUUGUGCCAUAAAGCCAUAAAGUGUAGAGGGGGAGUGUGAGCAGGGGGAAGCAAUCACAGGCAGCAAUAUCUGGAUUACAACAAUCUCUUGAUUCCAGUUUGUGAUUGUUCCUCCAACUCACUCUCAUCUCCUCCCAGGUUUCAGUCGGGUCUAUAUGAGGAGUAAAAGCGGACACUCCAUGAAAAAUAGCUACACUGAAAAUCCCCCAGCUACAGGUGGGGCAGAUUGUUUUUUUCUUGGUGGUAGUGCAGAUUUAAUAUACCACCAUAUCUAUACUGCCUCUACUGUGGGGUUAUUGGCAAAAAUGAUCCAAACUCAAGGUAGCAACUACAAACCAUCAUGAGAAUGGAAAUACAUUCAUUGUGACCAGCAGCCUUACCAUGGUUCUACUUUUUUCCUCUUCAGAUGUCAUCACUAAACCUAAACCUAAUAGGUGCUAUACCCUUUGACUCCGCAGCUUCUACUUAGGACACUAACUGCAACAUCAAAGGAAAUGGCAUAUUGCCUCCAUACUGGAUAUAUCAUAAAGACAAGAAAUGUCUGGUUGCAUUAGUUCUCCUUCCCCAUUAUAACCAGUUCUUCUUUCUAUCUCACUCUCCACUGACCACUUCACAAUACCUCUCUCUCUCUCUCUUAGUUAUAUGAUUCUCCCCAACCUCUCUUUGUUAUAAUUUUGACCUGUCCAUCAAACUCCUACUUUCUAACCCAUAUAUCUCUCAAUGGGAAGCAGUUAGCUUCCCGACGAAUGGGGGGGACACAAUCCCAGCAUCAGUAUACCGACGCCGACAUCCUGAACGUUCUGACAGCGGGAUGCGCUGCUGUCCUGCCGCAUCGGUGGUUUGGGGAUUAGGUUUAGGCAGCAGAAAGGGGGGUUAGGCUUAGGGUACACGCACAGGAACGUUAGGGUUAGGGACCGGGCCAUACAGGGGGAGGUUAGGGUUAGGCACCUAGCGGAGAGGGUUAGGUUUAUGCAGUGGGGAAGGGAGGAAUAGGCACCUAGCGAGGAGGGUUAGGGUUAGGCACCACUGGGGAAGGUUAGGGUAGGGAAAAGAUGAGGGUUAGGGUGCUAAAUGGGGGGCUGUCGGGAUUAUGAUGGACGGGGUGCCGCUAUCAGUAUACUGACAGCCGGCACCCCGUCCAUCGGUAUAUCAUACAGAACCCCUCUCAAUAUCUAAAAACAUUUCAUAUUUUAACAUCUCAUUCUCUCAUUACAUUUUUCUCUUUAUUUGAUAUGUAACUCUGAACCCCGAUACUCACUUUCGGCAUCCCAGCUGUCGGUGAUCCGGCGCUGGUCUCCCGAGUGGUAUCGGGAUUCCGGCGUCGGUUGCGAAGUAUUAUCCAUUGAUUUUACAAGUUGCAUUAGAAAAUUGGUGUAAAGUACAGUAUAGUAAUACAGUCUGUAUUGGAAAAAAAAAAGUACCUACAGGUAUGUGAAAGGGCAAUGCCUUAUUGCUACUCCUUGUAUGUGUUGCUUUGGGUGUUUAUUAAUAUCUUAUGCAACAUCUAAACCUCACAGUCAGCUAUAGCAACAUUGGCUGCUGCUAGCACAAGAAGGUACAAACUCUGGAAAUGAAAGUAACGUAAUAAAACAACACACUUACUGUAUUUCUAAUGUUGUUAUAAAUUCAGUUAGAUUAAAUUUUAUGCAAUUAAAAAAACAUUGAAACUUCAUUUUUAUCUAAAUACUGGCUUAGUUUUUAGACUUGGCUUUUGCCUUUUGGAAAUAUUAGGAGAUUACCAUAUACUCAUUUUCCUGCUGCAGGAUAUUACAUACAGUAGCUUGCAUAAAGGUGUUACUAUCUGGUUGCACAUCUACUCAACCAUUUCAAGUGUCUUCAAGGAGUUCACUUUAGUAUGAGUGCAAAAUAACAAAGGGCUUUUUUUUUUAAAGAUAAACUAACAAAAUUAAAAACAAAAUAAGAAAGGCUUGUUGUGCAUGUGUGUAAUAGAGAGCGACCGUCUCGCACUUUAUUACAUCCGGACCAGUAUGUCACUAAGCAAGACUGCUACAACACAGACAACAAUCAAAUAGAUGGUAAUAAAUCUUCCAUUUAUUCAUUGUCAAAUCCAACCACUACUGCAUAGUAUAUUUAGUAAAACAUAUUACAACAUAAUAUUUUUGCUGUGUAUUUAAUGUAAUAUUACUACAUGAUUAAUUACAACAGUGAUGCAUGUAUUUCCAUAUUAAUAUAAUACAUUAAGGGGAACAUUUACUAAGCAGUGAUAAGAGCGGAGAAGUGAGCCAGUGGAGAAAUUUCCCCAUCAACCAAUCAGCAGCUCUGUAUCAUUUUACAGUAUGCAAAUUAUAGAUGUUACUUCAGUGCUGAUUGGUUCCCAUGGGCAACUUCUCCACUGGCUCACUUCUCCGCUCUUAUCACCGCUUAGUAAAUGUACCCCAUAGAUAUUAAAUAAUAUCCUUUUGAAAUAUGAUGUCACCCAUUGUUCAUUAAUGUAUGGCUCAGUUUCUUAACUUUUCUUCUACACAGUGACAUUUGUGUAUAGAAUUGAUAAAUGGUACCUACCUGUGCCCUUAAAUGUUUAAUAAACACCAUUGUUGCUGCUCAA